This is a messenger RNA of Abrus precatorius (Indian licorice), 2255 nucleotides long. RefSeq names its product O-glucosyltransferase rumi homolog. The record is from RefSeq and is a predicted model, not a curated record. Bases 460 to 2034 code for a protein of 524 amino acids. The transcript has 7 exons. NCBI's taxonomy places the organism in Eukaryota, Viridiplantae, Streptophyta, Magnoliopsida, Fabales, Fabaceae.
AUGCCGCUGUAUACUCACGAGAUUCAACGUUCAAAAGGUUUCCUCGUCUCCAUUCUGCAUUGACACUUGCCCCUUUUCUUUCUCUCUCUCUCUCUCUCUAUCUCUAUCUGUCUUUCCCUUUUUCAUUUUCCAUCUUUUUAAAUCUAUGAUCUAUGGACCCUUAAUUUUUUGCAGUAAAGUUAGACAUCUUUUUUAGAUUCAUAGCCUCAUUCUUCUCAACACAACCAAAAUUCACAGCUACCAUUGCUCAAAACAAAAACAAAAAACAGAACAAAGGGUGUUGAGGUCUUCGAUUUUGCAACACAGAGACACAUCCAAUUGGCCAAAACUCACCGACCCAAUUGAAGAACCAUUCCAAAGUUUGCAUCUUUGGGUCUUUUCAUUCGCAAGAAGCUCAAAAUCUUAAAAGGGUAUGGGUGGAACGAGAAAAAAUCAUUAACAAAGUGAUAGAAACAGAGCAUGAGAGAGAACAACGUUGUGCUCGCGCAGGAGCAAGAGAAUUACGGAUCGGGGCUUUUUCGUCAUUUCAAGGACGAAAUCUUGAGGCCAUUCAUGAAAUCGUUGUCGAGAUCCACCGUGGUCCUAGUCUUCCCCGUCGUCCUCAUCGUCGGCGCGUUGGUCUACACGCGCAUGCUGGACACACAUCCGAUUAUUUCUGGAGCUUCAUCUACCAAAUCAACACUAUCCACCAAAACAUAUGGCAUUCGACCAAACGAACUCUUGAAGCAAAUAGAGAUCCCAUUGAACUGCAAUGCACACAAUCUCACAGGAAAAUGUCCCACCAACAAAUAUCCAACAUUCUCAGAUCAAGACCGUUUACAAAGUGCCACGUGUCCAGAAUUCUUCCGUUGGAUCCACGAGGACUUGAGGCCAUGGAGCCACAAGGGCAUAACAAGAGAGAUGGUAGAGAAGGCAAAAGCAACUGCUAAUUUCAAGUUAGUAAUUUUGAAGGGUAAAGCUUAUUUAGAGACAUAUGAAAAAGCUUUUCAAACGAGGGAUGUUUUCACGUUGUGGGGGAUUCUACAAUUAUUAAGGAAGUAUCCUGGAAUGGUGCCUGAUUUAGAGCUCAUGUUUGAUUGUGUUGAUUGGCCUGUAGUUUCAGCAGAUGGGUCUAAUGCUGAGGUUCCACCACCUCUCUUUCGUUAUUGUGGCAAUGAUGCUACCUUAGAUAUUGUCUUCCCUGAUUGGUCCUUCUGGGGAUGGCCUGAGGUAAAUGUAAAGCCAUGGGAGAUUUUGUUGGGAGAGUUGAAAGAGGGUACUGCGAGGAUACCAUGGCUGAACAGAGAGCCUUAUGCUUACUGGAAGGGUAAUCCUGCUGUUGCUGAAACAAGACAAGAUCUCAUGAAAUGCAAUGUUUCUGACACACAAGAUUGGAAUGCUCGUUUAUAUGCCCAGGAUUGGGGACGAGAAUCACAAGAGGGGUACAAGAAAUCAGACUUGGCAAGCCAAUGCACUCAUAGAUACAAGGUGUACAUUGAAGGUUCUGCUUGGUCAGUCAGUGAAAAGUACAUUUUGGCAUGCGAUUCUGUGACUUUAUUAGUGAAACCCCAUUACCAUGAUUUUUUCACAAGAGGAUUAAUUCCAGUGCACCACUAUUGGCCCAUUAAGGAAGAUGACAAGUGCAAGUCCAUUAAGUUUGCUGUGGAUUGGGGAAACAGUCACAACCAAAGGGCACAUAGUAUUGGGAAGGCAGCAAGUAAUUUCAUUCAAGAAGAGUUAAAGAUGGAUUAUGUGUAUGACUACAUGUUUCAUCUCCUAAAUUCUUAUGCCAAACUCUUUACAUACAAACCCUCUAUUAGUGCUAAUGCUACUGAACUAUGUGUGGAGUCAAUGGUUUGUGGAGCAGAAGGGGUAGAAAAGAAGUUUAUGAUGGAAUCAUUGGUGAAGGGUCCUUCAAACACCAAUCCCUGCUCCAUGCCUCCUCCUUAUGACCCUCCAUCUUUGCUUGCUCAAUUAAAGAGAAAAGAAGUUUCAAUUCAACAAGUUGAGUCAUGGGAGAAAAGUUUCUGGGAGAGGCAAAAUACGAAAUCUUAAUGUAUAUUUUUCCCUUAUUCAAAUGAGUCAAUCAUGGAUUAUUUUAGACCCCAUCCACACACAUAUAUAUGUAGGGUUCUUUUUGGGAGAUAAAUAGAUUACACCCUUAUCUCAUAGUUGGCUAAAUAAACUGUAUCAUUUUUUUAUGAAUUAUGGAUUUUAGACUCUACGAGAAAAAAUAUUUGUUCUGUUAAUUUUACAAUGUUGAAGCUUGUUACCUU